AGCUGAGGUCUGCCCAGCGCUGGAAGUUAGUGUGGACUCUCUCUGGGUUAAAUGUCGAUGUGUUUUUGUGGACUCACCGUCUUGAUACACUCCCUGGGAUUAUAUAACCUCGGACAGGCUGCUCAGCCCUCAGAACUCGCUCCCACAGCGUCGCACAGAUGGGUGAACAGAAGAAAAGCUCCGAGGGAGUGAAAUACUACAGACUGGCAGAGAUAGAGCAGCAGAACUCCUUCAAAUCUACGUGGAUCAUCAUCCACAACAAAGUCUACGAUGUGACCAAGUUUCUGGAGGAGCACCCCGGAGGAGAGGAGGUGCUGAGGGAGCAGGCGGGAGGAAACGCCACGGAGAGCUUCGAGGACGUCGGACACUCCACCGACGCCCGAGAGAUGGCCAGCAGCAUGGUGAUCGGAGAGGUGCACCCGGACGACAGACACAAACUCUCCCAGCCUGCGGAAACACUGGUGACCACUGUGAAGGAAGAGCCCAGCUGGUGGUCGAACAUGCUGAUCCCCGCACUGGUUGCGCUCAUCGUCACGGUGAUAUACCACAUGUACUCCUCUGAAUGAUGUCAUCACACACACUGAUGUGAUGUCACCAGCGGGCACCGACUUCUGAUUGACAGCCAAUAGCAGUGAGAGGUUGCCAUGGCUCCUCCUCACAGCGUAGGGUGGCGUUUUUAGAGCAGACGAGCGGCGGCUGCGGACCACCUGACCAAAUAGACACCCCCCCGCAGGAGCGUCUGUUCUAGGAUCACUGACUCUACGCCAGUAAUGACCCUGUAAUUCAUUUCAUCCUGUUUAACCUAUCAACCAAUCACGUGGCAUUAUGUUAAUGAAGUAAUUUACAUUGUUGAAUUCACCGUGACAACGGGCGCCGCAGCGACACCUCGUGCUCUGAAAUUGUGUAGAAAUGCAGCAGAUGUAUAAUUUGUUAGAACUUUUUAUAUGUUUGUAUCUGAAUGUAAAUAAAAUUUUAAACAUGCAAUCAGCAGCUAACGACGCAUCAUGUGACUGCGUCACAGCCGCCAUGACACUCACCUGUUAAAGUGGACCUGUUCUGCUCAUUUCCACCAUUUUUUUUGUUAGUCAAAUAAACAAAGACGUCCAAAAACGUGAACACACACAUCUUAACACUGCCCCCUGGUGGUGAAAAAUACCUUUAACUAGAUUUAUUCUGAUUGGCUGAUUUGAACAACAGGUGGGUGGAGCUUCUGUUCCUGAGAUGACCAUACAAGUUCCUCUCUGUGACAUCAGAGAGACCCAAAAGUAGAGAAAGUGUGGUAAACGGGGCCUUUAGAGCUCACUCACAGACGUCAUUAUUAAAAGCUUGGAAAAGCUUUUAAUAAUGACGUCUGUGAGUCAUUCUGCUGCUCCUCGUCCUCCGUGUCAUACUUCCUGUCCUGGAAAGGACAGGAAGUAUGACACGGAGGACGAGGAGCAGCAGAAUGAGUCCACUUAACUGUUGUGUAAUUAUUGAGCAGGAACCAGAGUCCAGUUUUGAAACUGUGAGUCUGAUCUCAGCGUUCAUGUGCUGUAACUUUAAUUAUCAGCCUGUUUGAGACCACACACAUUCAAAGCUUCUGUUUGAACACUUUGAAAAAUGAUCCACAGAGUAAUAAGCGGAAGAUUAAAAACAUGAUCUCUGAAAAUGUUCCAGAAUUUGCCGUCCAAUCGUAACGCCUCUCAGACUGCCUGAAGAGCCUGUACAUAAAAGAUGGACCCAGCCAAUGUGUUCAUGUAAGAAAUAGCAGGAUGCUGUCAAUCACAGAGUAGCCACACCCUAAAUCAUUUGACCCUGAAUUGGGACAAAAUCUAAACAAGAGUAAAACUGUAGACUGAGACCAUCAGGAAGAUUUUACUGAGGUUAAAAAUGAAGAGAGAAGCAGCUCGUUUUCCCACAGCCUGGCUGCUACAUGCAGCUGACUCAUUCAGACCGACGCACACGUCCAUCUUCUACGUACAGUCGCAGUCGAGGUCAGAUUUACUGCCGUUUUUUAUUUCAUGCUGCUGUGUUUGCAGGAAAUUAUUGAAUAAAAACAUUCAAACGUUGA
This is a messenger RNA of Oreochromis aureus, 2050 nucleotides long. It is a transcript of the gene cyb5a, whose product is annotated as cytochrome b5. The transcript is spliced from 5 exons. Bases 159 to 566 code for a protein of 135 amino acids. The record is from RefSeq and is a predicted model, not a curated record. Gene Ontology annotation, cellular component: intracellular membrane-bounded organelle; membrane. NCBI's taxonomy places the organism in Eukaryota, Metazoa, Chordata, Actinopteri, Cichliformes, Cichlidae. Gene Ontology annotation, molecular function: heme binding.